This is a messenger RNA of Tetrahymena thermophila SB210, 1602 nucleotides long. RefSeq lists its product as hypothetical. NCBI's taxonomy places the organism in Eukaryota, Ciliophora, Oligohymenophorea, Hymenostomatida, Tetrahymenidae. The record is from RefSeq and is a predicted model, not a curated record. The transcript is spliced from 2 exons.
AUGGCAGAUAAAGAGAGUUUUAAUUCAGCUACAGGGUUAAUUUAUUCUUAGAUAAAAAAGAUAAACGCGCAAUAAAAUUUUGGGUCUCACUGCCCUGAAGCUUUAAAGAAAAUCUUGAACUAAAAUUUCUAAAAUGAAUAUCUGCAAUAGUAAUAGCAUGUAAUAAGUGAAGAGAGUAAGACAAAAAAAAGACUCAACUACGAUAGGAUGAUGGAAAUAAACGAAUAAGAAAAUUAAAAAAAAGAAAUUAUUUUCACUAAAUUUCUAGAUGCGGUUUAGAAUUCCAAAAAAUAUUGGGAUUAAAACUUCUACAGAGCUCCUUUCUAAGUUAAAACAAAUGGAUUAUCAAAAUGCAUCGAUGAGAGUAGCUAAUGGUACUAACAAAAAACAAAAGAAGUGGUUUAGAGGGAUAUAUACAUGAAAAUUGUUGAUAAAUUUAGCUUGAUAUAAAAGCAAUAAUAAUUUCAUGAAGCACCUAAUCAAAUUUAUAAAAUUGAAGAGUAAGUACAGUAAGAAAUUUAGGAUAUUAGCAAUCAGGAUAUAAUUUCACAAAAUAACUAAAAUAAUCAUAGUGAUAAAAAUGAUUAAAAAGAAGAACAAAAGUACUAUAUAAUGAAUAAUUUUUAGAAGAAUGCUUAGUUUCUUAAACCAUCUUUGCCUAAUUCCAGAUCUAGCUAUUUAAAUACGAGUAAAGUUAAAAGACAGAGUACGAAUUCUAAUGAUCCUUCUUCUACUUAACCAACUUAAACAUCUUUUAAUUCUCAAUUUUUCAAAAAAAUAUACUCAAACGAUUAUACUUAAUUGCAAGAUGAAAUAGGGAAACUUUAGAAAGCAGAAAACGAGAAAGAAGCAUAAAAUAUCAUACAAUCUUAGAAAAUACUUACUAAUAAAAUUGUUUCUCGUAAUAUGAGUAGUUUAUUUAAUAUUAAAAAAAAGUCUAAAAAUAACUUUUCAUAAGACAAAUCCGCUACUAACUUAAACAAUUCUGAAUAAAGUAUAUCUGUUCAAGGAAAAAAUAUUCAAACUUUGAGUUAAAACUAUUUCCAAAAAAUAAACACUGAAUAGUAAUAAGUUUAGGACUAAAAUAAAACUUAAACAGCUUUAAUCAGUAAAUUUGAAUUUGAAAAUGAUCUAUUCGAGGGAGUUACACCAGACAGAUGUAGUCCUUUUUUGCAACCAAAAAUGAGAUAAGUUAUGAGUUAAACUAUGAGGUCCUUUUCAUUAGAUAGAAAUACAAAUAUCAAAUUAAUUUAGAGACCCCAAUCAGCUUAAAUACCAUAUAAUAAUUUAAAAAGUUAAAAUUUGAGACCCUAAUCAGCGUAAAGCAUAAGUUUACUUGCUUAGAUGUCCUCUUUUCCAAGUCGAUCAACUAAAAAACUACAAAUUAAAAAGGGAUUAAUAAAAAGAGCUUAAAGUGCUAAUCCUAAAAUUUAACAAAAAAAUACAAAUUAAGAUAAUUUAUUCAGCUUCACACCUAUAAAAUAUACAAAUCUAAGGCCAGAUAUUAUGAUUAAUAAUAGUUAAAAAGAUACUUAAUAUGGGAAUUUUUUUGCUUAAAAUAAAAGAUUUUCAAAAAAUUAAUAUGAAAAAAUAAUUUAAUGA